GAGAGAGGGGGUGAGAAACCUAACGAAACCGCAACCUUCUACCGUGGAAACUGCAGUUUUAUUUGAAAACCCCACGAUUGUUACAUUAUUUAUAUACACACAACGUGACUGGUUUGAAAAACAUCGUAAUUUAACCCAAGGUAUCUGUGCCAAGUGUAUUAGAGACCCAUAUCUAAUUAAACUAGCAAUGGCGUUGAAAAGAAUUCAAAAGGAACUGACAGAUUUGCAGAGGGAUCCACCUGCACAGUGCUCAGCGGGACCAGUUGGAGAUGAUUUGUUUCACUGGCAGGCAACAAUAAUGGGUCCGAAUGACAGUCCUUAUCAGGGAGGAGUGUUCUUCUUGACUAUUCACUUCCCUACAGAUUACCCCUUCAAACCACCAAAGGUUGCGUUCACGACAAAGAUCUACCACCCUAAUAUCAACAGCAAUGGAAGUAUUUGUCUGGAUAUAUUGAGAUCGCAAUGGUCGCCUGCACUCACUGUAUCAAAAGUUCUCUUGUCAAUCUGCUCUCUGCUUUGCGAUCCGAACCCAGAUGACCCGCUUGUACCAGAGAUUGCACACACCUACAAAGCUGACAGGGAAAAGUACAACAGACUAGCAAGAGAAUGGACACAGAAGUAUGCAAUGUGAAAAUGCCUGUUAAAUUAAAACACUAAAAGAAGAAAAUAAACAUGUUUAAUAUUUACCCAAGGCAAACGAACAAGAGGGGAAACAUAACUAGACACUCGGGUUGGAGAAGGAAGCGAUAAAAUAAGGGACAGUGCAACCUGGCUGCUAAGUGCUGAGCUGCUGCCAUGUGCUGUUUUUCAUGACUUGUAUGGAUCUGCUGAGGAACUCCUGAAAGCACUCCCUUAUGGAAUACUGGAACCUCAUGGUCCAGACCACCACACCCAGACUUUAACUAUUACUACUUCUAUUGUGACUAUUAUUCUCAGUGUUACUAUUCAUACUCUUAUUAUUAUGAUCACUGUUAUUAUCAUAAUGAUUGUGUUAUUCUACUGAAUGCUGAAACAUUGGGUUUGAAUUUGGAGGGGACUAGUUGGCGGCUUGGUUCUCCCUCCUUUCAAAGGUACUUUCUUUGUCCCUCUGGAUGUCUUGUGUUCAUGUAUUCAGUGGCCUUGCUGUAUUAUUGUAAUAACCUCUUCUCAGAUGUUAGCUGUGAAAUUGAGGUGGAGUGCUCAGCACAAAGGUGCAUGUCUAUAUCCAGCAGCGGGGUUCUAUUGCCCACAAAGUCUUGAAAGACAGUCUCUGGUUGGUCUCAAACCCAGACGUGAUGUAAGACAAGUAAUUUUGCUUCCCCCUGAGCCAAUUUUGUUUUCACUCAAUGCAUUUGGAAAUGUCCCAAAUGCAGUGACAGAUGGUCUUUGAAGAGCCUGGAGAGAGGUGCUAUCAAGGUGAGCUGGACUGUAUCUGUGCUCAUGGGAAAGCGACCAGGGAAAAAGUUCUGAAACUGCCACUACUUUUCUCACUUGUCAUCGAUGUCCCCUUUUCUUGUCCUAGAUCUAUCCAGGGCUAGCAUCUUGCCAUUUAACAUCCAAUUGUAAAGACACUUAAACUCUGGUAAAGCUAAUCUCUGAGAUUAACUCCUCCCAGCCAUACAAUGCCACUUUCUAAAUACAGUAGCUCAGGUAUAUAUCCAACUCACCUGUCUGUGAAAGGGCACUGUAGUGACCUGUGGUGUGAGAAAUGAUCAGACCUGUUUUGCACAGUGAGUUACUGCUUUAAUCCAGAAAUUGUGUUUUGAAACAUCUGACAUGGGUCAUUCAUUAGCUUUCCCCUUCUCAAUUUAUCACAUUGUUUUACUGUACAACACUAUGAUGUGAAUGUUUUCAAACAGGUUUUGUUAAUGCUUGGAGAAACACUGCACAUGCUAAUGCUUUGGAUAUGCCAUUGGUUAAAACUGGAGUAUUUUAAUUAUUUUUUUCUCUCCAUUAGAUGGGAGCUUAAAGACUUACUUUAAUGACAAACUGUGGCAGAUUUAUGAAUAAACAUUUAGUUUCGUUUUUUGUUUGACUAAAUUCAGAUGUAUUUGUCAUCAUGGUUUAUUGUGAAGUUUCACAAAUGUUUCCUGUGCCUUUUACAUCUUACAUUGUAACAUAAGCUGUAACAUGAGCUCUAACCUGGAUCUUGGCAGCUGCAUAUUUGUUUUAGCAGAUGUCUUGAGAUUUUGUUCUCAUCAUUGGAACUUUACUUUCGCUUUAUUUUUCCAGAGGAUCUGCAACAGUGUACAUGUGUAAUGCAUUAGUAACCUAGUAUUCUGCAAGCUUGAUUGUAGUUAUGCCAUUAGUAAUAUCAAAUUUAACGUCAACAUAAUCCUGUGCAGGUGCUGGAUUAUUUAGACUGCAUCUGUCUUGAGCCAUAGAUUAUUUUUAACCAAAGUAUAACUGUCUGUUGCAGUGGAAAGUGAAUAAAAAGUAUCGGGGGUAGGGAGUAUAAGA
Salvelinus namaycush (lake trout) is the source of this 2439-nucleotide messenger RNA. RefSeq names its product ubiquitin-conjugating enzyme E2 D4. The transcript has 7 exons. Gene Ontology annotation, molecular function: ubiquitin conjugating enzyme activity. Gene Ontology annotation, cellular component: nucleus. The record is from RefSeq and is a predicted model, not a curated record. Bases 188 to 631 code for a protein of 147 amino acids. Gene Ontology annotation, biological process: protein polyubiquitination; ubiquitin-dependent protein catabolic process. Lineage: Eukaryota; Metazoa; Chordata; Actinopteri; Salmoniformes; Salmonidae.